AAACUAAAGUCAUAUAAAUAUCUCAACUGUGUUUUAUUUACAUCUGCUUUCUUAUACUAUACUACUUUGGAAAAAAUAAAUGUUGAGCGAUUACUUAUUUUAAAAAAUACUGAAUUAAAUAUGAACAACAACCUUGUUACAAACUUUGAUUCUCUUGAUAUUGACAAUAACUUUGGCAAUAAUGAUAACAAACUAUUUAACAAAGACUUUAAUGAUAAUUCUUGUGAUGCGAAUCUAGUUAAUAAUAAUUCUUGUGAA
Molecule: messenger RNA, 258 nt
Organism: Dentiscutata heterogama
Lineage: Eukaryota; Fungi; Glomeromycota; Glomeromycetes; Diversisporales; Gigasporaceae
Source: the annotation of a GenBank genome assembly